AUGGUGCUUUCCAGAGCUGCAGGCACAGCUUCCAAAUUGCACGAAUCGAUAUCAGCUUUUGUUCCGUUCUUCCUCUCGCACAGAGCCGAAUCACGUGUCUCAGCUGCCGAGACCGCCCACAACGUCUUCGAUCACGUCGAGUACACCGGCUCAGCAACGUCCACGGGUGGUAAUCGGAGAGAGCCCGCUCUACCGACAGUCGAAGCCCGAGCCACAGCCAACAUGCCGCCCCCAACCAUCUCACGAUCACAGACCUACAACUCAUCAACAUCCUCCUCCACCUCCCAAAGCAGCCGUAAGCAACGACCACGGUACUACAAGACCCGCCCCGUCCACCACAGCCGCAAGACCUCUUCGUCAACCGCCCACACCCGCUCGCAGACACACUCGCAUAGCUCCCGUUCCCGUCCUCGCCGCAAGGUCACCGCAUUCACACGCCUUCGCCUCGCCACCGAGUCCAAAUUCCGCCUCACUAUCUCCUUCGGCCUCGCCUUCCUCACCGCCUUAAUCCUCUACCUCGGCCUCUUCCUCAGCCAUACCUCCAACGGCGCAACCUUCCACGUCUUGUCCAUCCUCCUCCUCAUCUCCUUCCUGGCCAUCUUCUUGCAUUCUCUACUGCGCUUCCUGAACCUGAACUCAGAGCUAAAAGCGAUGCGGGCACAUCGCGCGGGCCUCAAGAAGACACCGAGUGCGAGGGGUUGGAAUAUAAGUCGGCCGUUGCCUCAGUGGGGCGGCAACGAUGUCGUUGACGAUGAGAAGGGUCAACACCACGACGACGACAUUGGCGAGGGAAAUGGUGGGUAUGAGCACGAUGGCUUCCCGAUCUUCAACGGGACCACGGCUGCACACCACUAUGACCAGGACUCCUACGACCACGACAUCGAGGCAGACGCCGCCAACGCAAAUCAUCCGGACGUGAUCGGUCUGCAGGGCCGACACGUGGUGUACCCGCCGCCAGUGUACGGGAACACCCGAACAUCAGUCCGCCUCUCCCUCUCCCGCUCCCAACCCAAUUCCCCCAAUCUCAGCAUCCCAAACGGCCAAGCAGGCCACCCUUCCAUCACGGCCCCAACAAACGCCACUCUUGCGCCGGGCAUGCCAGGCUGGCAUCCACCAUCCUUUCGGUCGGAGGGCGGCAUCACCGCCGUGCUGGAACGGAGGAGGGCGGAGGUGCAGGAGCGGCUCGGCGGUGGGAAGUCAGCAGCCAAGGGAAGGGCGCCAGGAGAAGAAGGGGUUCUGCUUGGUAACGCGAGAUACGAGCCUGGCGUGGAGAGAGCUGGUGGUGGCAUGAUCUGA
Molecule: messenger RNA, 1296 nt
Organism: Cyphellophora attinorum
Lineage: Eukaryota; Fungi; Ascomycota; Eurotiomycetes; Chaetothyriales; Cyphellophoraceae
Exons: 2
Coding region: 1-1296 (431 amino acids)
Source: RefSeq, a predicted model, not a curated record